Messenger RNA from Procambarus clarkii (red swamp crayfish), 600 nucleotides. Lineage: Eukaryota; Metazoa; Arthropoda; Malacostraca; Decapoda; Cambaridae. The record is from RefSeq and is a predicted model, not a curated record.
AUGAGAGGUAGAUGGAUCCCUCUGGUGUCGUGGUGCAGUAACCCAGCAGUGUCAGAGCUGGGGUGCCAGGGCUGGAGUGCCAGGGCUGGAGUGCCAGGGCUGGAGUGUCAGGGCUGGAGGCCAGGGCUGGAGUGCCAGGGCUGGAGUGCCAGGGCUUGGGUGUCAGGGCUGGAGUGCCAGGGCUGGAGUGCCAGGGCUGGAGUGCCAGGGCUGGAGUGUCAGGGCUGGAGUGCCAGGGCUGGAGUGCCAGGGCUUGGGUGUCAGGGCUGGAGUGCCAGGGCUGGAGUGCCAGGGCUGGAGUGCCAGGGCUGGAGUGUCAGGGCUGGAGUGCCAGGGCUGGAGUGCCAGGGCUGGAGUGCCAGGGCUGGAGUGCCAGGGCUGGAGUGCCAGGGCUGGGGUGCCAGGGCUGGAGUGCCAGGGCUGGAGUGUCAGGGCUGGGGUGCCAGGGCUACGGUGCCAGGGCUGGAGUGUCAGGGCUGGAGUGUCAGGGCUGGAGUGUCAGGGCUGGAGUGUCAGGGCUGGAGUGCCAGGACUGGAGUGCCAGGGCUGGAGUGUCAGGACUGGAGUGCCAGGGCUGGAGUGCCUGGACUGGAGUGUUAG